Teleopsis dalmanni is the source of this 2520-nucleotide messenger RNA. RefSeq names its product 52 kDa repressor of the inhibitor of the protein kinase-like. The coding region runs from base 799 to 1386 and encodes 195 amino acids. NCBI's taxonomy places the organism in Eukaryota, Metazoa, Arthropoda, Insecta, Diptera, Diopsidae. The record is from RefSeq and is a predicted model, not a curated record. The transcript has a single exon.
UUAAUUUAGAUAUAUUUCGAGUGGCUUUAAAAUUGAAUUCAAUUUUUUUAACUACUGAGUGAAACGGACGCGAAAUGGAUAUAAGAAACUUCUUUAAAGGUUAUUUUCGUUGAAGUAUUAUUAAAUGUUCUCUAAAAUCAAUAAAAUGUUUUAUGUUUAAACUGACAUAAAACAGAAGGUGUCAGAAAAUGAUGGCACAAAGUUGAAAGUGAUGAGAACCAUGCACUUUUUCUGCUGUUGGUAAACGUUAUUAUAAUCUAUAUUUUUUUAUGCAGAGUAUGGUUUUGAAAAUUAUACGUUAUUAUAGCUUUUUCCAAUGAUUUUCCUAAAAACGAUAAUGGGCGAUAUGUUGUCGCUCUCCAAAUGAAACUGUUUCAAAAAUUAGAGAUAUUGAAACAUUUUUGGACGCCUUCAUAAAUGUAUGAGUUCCUAAAGCGUUUUAAAAAGUUUGUUGUGUAAAUUUUGGGUACUUUUUCCACCUAAAUGUCCGCAAGGAGUACUGGGAUCAUUUGCAAUAAAACCCUAUGUCCGCUAUAAACAUAUGCAUAAGUACUGCAAAAAAUAUACAAAAAGUUGGUACCAUAAAGCAACUGACGCUGAGGCGGAUAAUGUGCUUAAAGGUUGGCCUGUAGAUGUGGCAAUAUAUACUGACUGCAAAAAAGUUAUAGACGAAAAUGGAAAAAUUCUGAAAUCAAUCCUUAAUGCUAUAAUAUUUUGCGACACAUGACUUGCCAUUAAGGGAAAAAUCAUCGGAUGAACGUAUGAAGAUAUGAACAUGUUUUAAUUUUACAGAAAUAUAUGUAUGUCAUAUAUUAUUCAAUAUUUUUACGCUGGGCUACAGAUUUUAAUAUAUUGAGAAAUUUAUACGAUUUAGGUGUUUUAGUCGACUUAAUGAAGUUACAAAUUGUAUCAGGUGAUACUGGGCUUGAAAUGCAUUUCACUAAAGCCAGUCGUCAACGGGCAACUUACUCAUCGCCUCGAAAUCCGAAUAAAUUGGUAUUAGUAAGCCUCUGUGGAAAAGUAGUAAGAGACAAAAUAGUGGAAGCAGUAAGGAAAGCCUCUGUAUAUAGUGUACUAGCUGACGAAACUGUUGAUAUUUCAGGAAAAGACCAGCUGUCAAUUGGUGUUCGAUUUUGUGAUAAACAGAGAAUUGUCCACGAGAAGUUUCUAGGAUACACAAAACUAAGUGCUAUGGAUUCCAAAACAAUUGCAGGAGCUAUUAAUAGUUUUUUGAAAGAAAAGGAUCAUGAUUAUAGCAAAUGCGUAGGCCAAGGAUAUGAUUUUUGUUUCACCAUGGCCGGAAAGGUUAACGGCGUUCAAGGAAUAUUAAGAAAUAUAUCUACAAAAGCCCUUUUUUUCAUUGUGCAUGCCAUAGACUCAAUUUAGUUGUCAAUGGCUUAAAUGCUGUUGCGGAUAUAAGAAAUACGAUAGCAACAGUUAAAGACAUAAUUAAUUUUUUCCGAGAGUCUAGUACACAAAGUCAUAAUACGCCAAACAUGCUCCUUUUUUAUAAUACUCGAUGGUCACAAAAAUGCAGAAGCAUUCGACUUUUUAAAACACAUUUCGUGAAAAUUAUUAAGUCGUUAGAGAAAUUAGAGGUUGAAAGAAAUGCAAGCACCAGAAAAAUCAGCUUUUCAACUGCAGACAACAGCUACUAACUCUACGUUUAUCAUUACCGUACUAUUAAUAGCCAAAUAUUCAGCUCUACUGGAGCCAACAGUGAAUACUUUGCAAUCAUCUUUAAUAAACGUUAUGCAAUGCUCGCAACAUACCUAUACAAAAUUUUAUUGAAGUCGUGCAGCAGAAUCGAAGUAGUAUUGAUGUGAUUGUAGGUGACUGAAUCGAAUGAAAUUACAGACCAGUUAUAUGUUGAACUAAAGCCUCCUAGAAUAUACAGCCAACAACAUUUAGAGCCAAUCCGCCCGCGACGACAGUAGAUCAGUAUUAUAAGGUUUCCCUUAUAACACCUUAUUUAGCCUCGCUGCUCACAUCACUUAGUAUUCGAUUAAUAAAGAAAAUUCCACAGCAUUUUUUUGUCCUAUCUUUUUCUAUACCAAAUGUUGCAAUUGUCUGAUGAAAGAUUGCGAGAAAAAUUAAAACAGUGCAAGCAUUUACAAUAUUGAAGGACUUGAGGAAGAGAGUCAAAUAUGGUACAUUACAUGGAAAAAAAAAGUGAAAUCUGCUGAAGAGUUGAAACAAAUUUGUAUAAAAGUAUUAAUAAAGUGAAGCACAGAUAUUAUUUCCUGUGAAAAAAAAGCGCUUGAAAUGUAUGUUGCAUUAUCUUGUACGACAUGGACGGUGUAACGAUCAUUUACUACUUUAAGGCAUGUAAAACUUGACUACGAUCUACUAUGAGCGAAAAUCGAUUAAAUGGUAGAAUAAAUUUUCAUAACUAAGGUUUAAUAAUAAAUAAAUUAAUUUGUUUACUUAUAUUUAUGUUUGCUGGGUCUUUAUAAUAAAUUUGUGGACGAAAACAAAAAUGAAAUUGUUAAGAAAGUAAUUGAUCUAUUAGCAGAAGAU